CGACCCCCUCCCCUUCUAUAUUCCCUCUUCUCUCUCUCUCUCUCUCUCUCCGCGCAACUUCUUCCUCCGCUUUCUCAACGGCUGUCCGGCGCCGACGUAUCGGAGACGCCGCCGCCGCCGGCCAGAUCUCUCCCCGCCUCGCCCCCUCGGCUCCCGAUCUGGUUCUUGUCUGCCUGAGGUCGGGCGCGUCGAGCGGUGUUGUUGAGUACGAGGAAUGGCUGUCGCGCCGGCGCGGGCUCGGGCCGAUUACGACUACCUCAUAAAGCUCCUCCUGAUCGGCGAUAGCGGUGUCGGUAAGAGUUGCCUCCUCUUGCGCUUUUCAGAUGGUUCCUUUACUACCAGCUUUAUAACAACUAUUGGGAUCGAUUUCAAGAUCAGGACUAUAGAGCUAGAUGGAAAACGAAUUAAAUUGCAAAUUUGGGAUACUGCUGGACAAGAGAGGUUCCGAACAAUUACAACUGCUUACUACCGUGGGGCCAUGGGUAUACUCCUUGUGUAUGAUGUGACUGACGAAUCAUCUUUCAACAGUAAUUGGUUCUCCCUCAUCAGUUAUCUCUUGCAUAAUAUCAGAAAUUGGAUCCGUAACAUUGAACAGCAUGCUUCUGAUAAUGUGAACAAGAUACUUGUCGGUAACAAGGCUGAUAUGGAUGAGAGCAAAAGGGCUGUUCCUACCUCAAAGGGCCAAGCACUGGCCGAUGAAUAUGGUAUCAAGUUCUUUGAGACUAGUGCCAAGACAAACUUGAAUGUAGAGGAGGUUUUCUUUUCAAUAGCGAGAGCUAUCAAGCAAAGGCUUGCAGAAAACGACACAAGAUCUGAGCCUCAAGCAGCAAUUAGGAUCAAUCAGCCUGAUCAGGCAUCAGGGUCCUCUCAAGCGCCGCAGAGAUCUGCUUGCUGCGGUUCUUAAGCAAGUUUUGCUCAAGUCACUGCAGUAGUGGGGAAAAUUGAUUUUGUUAUAUAUCCGGUUGCUCCCAUUGUUCUCGCUAUACUACCUCACUAAAUGCUGCUUUUUGUGUGGAUGGUAGAUCUGUCAACAUCCAAUAGAAGAAUGAAUUCUUGGGCAACUGUAAUAUGAGGAACUAAUUAUGUGCAGAUUCCUGCUGGGAUUUUAUCUCAUUAAGUUUGACAUCACCUUAUCAACUCUACUGUAUUUUUUCCUGGAAAAGGUUGCUAUGAUAUUCUGGUAAGUUUUAA
Molecule: messenger RNA, 1191 nt
Organism: Syzygium oleosum
Lineage: Eukaryota; Viridiplantae; Streptophyta; Magnoliopsida; Myrtales; Myrtaceae
Product: ras-related protein RABE1c-like
Exons: 9
Coding region: 215-904 (229 amino acids)
Biological process (GO): protein secretion; regulation of exocytosis
Cellular component (GO): plasma membrane
Molecular function (GO): GTP binding; GTPase activity
Source: RefSeq, a predicted model, not a curated record